CUUAACAUGUUCUCUCAUGACAUUAAAAAACCCUGAUGUUCGAAGCUGUACACCAGAACCUUGGCAUCCCGUUUGGAUCGUACUUUGAGGAGAAUUGGAGUACAACAGCAAACUGAUGUUUAUGAUUUCUUUUUGAGUCAAUUCGACUUCAUGCUCUGUUAUUUAGUAGAACCAUUAUGAUUUUUGCGGACUGUUUGACAUCUUCUUGGAAGGGGAAUGAAGAUCUCAUUAUAGUUCAUGAUCCUCGAGAAUAUGGAAAUUGUCGAUUAUCUCAAACAAUACGAAAGUAUGGAAUUUUCGAGAAUGUGAACUCAUUGAAGGAGCUAGCAGAAAUGCCAAAUUGAACACCUGAGAGACCCUUGAUAGUAGCUACGGAUUUCACAUAUGCAUGGUGUACUGCAAUGUGACAUAUUCAUCUACUUUUUCCCAGAUACGGAGUAUAUAUUAUUGUGGUCACAAUUAUUAUUCUUAAGUUUGAUGAUAUUUUUUCUCUAACAUCCUCCAUUCUUUCACAUAUGGGGCCCAAGUUUACGAAUGAAAAAGGGCUAAAUCAUGUUACCUUUUCAACUGCAGAUGGAGACAGUAAGAACAAAUUUACCUAUUUUAAACAGAUGGGGAUAGCCGAUGCAAUUGUAGACCUUGUGGGCAGUGGAACAACUUCGAGAGAGAACAAUCUAAAAGAGAUUGCGGGUGGAGUCAUCUCGCAAAGUCAGGCGGUCCUUGUUGCUAGCAGGAAAUCAUUGACACGUAAGGAUGUGCUAGAUAUAACACAUGAAAUGCUUGAAAGGCUAGAGGCUCAUUUGUGUGCUUUGGGUCAAAUCACUGUGUAAAAUCUCCUCCCAACAUUUCACUUGUUUCAAAAACAAUUGGUUCGUGAUAAAUUUCAUGGCAGGUAACUACCAACAUGAGGGGAAACUCUGCAGAGGAAGUAGCUGAGCGCGUAUUGAGCCGAAAUUCCUUAUCAGGGUUGCAGGGGCCCGCAGUAAGUCCAGUAUUUUGCAAACGAAAUGGCCAAGUAACUGCAGAUUACUAUGCCAUAGUCAUAUGUGUACCGAAGAAGGCAUUUAUGAGUCUGUGCAGCAGCUGCGGGAGGUGAGAUUCAUGUACCAUAUAUCAUUAUAUUCUUGUAAAAGAUAUAAAGCCACACACAUGCACUCAUUUUAUAAUUUGGCAAAGAUUCCACCCUUUUAAUCCUUCUUGUCCCAAAUUAUUUGUCAUUUUAGGAAAUUUCUAAAAUUUCACACAAGGAAAAGGACUAAUCUAUAGUGGGUUGGUUCACUAAAUUAGCACAUCUUCUUGCAGGUGUUUGUGAAAUGUUUGAAUAUCAUUUUUCUGGCAUUUUCCUAAAUUUCAUUAAGCUUUUCCAUGCUGUAAAUCCAGCAUAUUCACAUAUUAUUAGGGUUUAGCAAUCAUGCUGCCGUGUUCUUCAGUAGUCAUU
Messenger RNA from Cuscuta campestris, 1438 nucleotides. NCBI's taxonomy places the organism in Eukaryota, Viridiplantae, Streptophyta, Magnoliopsida, Solanales, Convolvulaceae. The record is from the annotation of a GenBank genome assembly.